UAGCAACUGUAUUUAACAACCAGCGGCUCUGUGGGAGGAACGUGGGAGGAACGUGUGUACGUGCAUGUGCACGGUAAAGUUUACCGGUUGUUGACUAACUUUGGCCGGCGAAGAAGUAACCAGCUGUAAAUAAGGGAAACAUCUGCUUUCAUAACCCAUCAAUAGUAUAAAAAAAUCAUCGAUGGACCCAGUUUCAGACAGCAGAGCCAGCAUGCCUCCUGAAGUGCUUGUGGUUGAGAAGGUCAAUCAUCACAGUAUUGAGCUGAGCUGGGAAGCAGUGCAGGAGGACCGCAGUGGCCCCUCUGAAAGGUGGACUAGCUUUGCUCUGGAGCAGAUGGAUCCCAAAACAAACACAUAUGGCACCAUAUAUUUAGGAUACGGCACUCGUCAUAUUGCGGAGGAUUUAGACCCAUGUUCAUCAUAUCAGUUCAGACUGAGAAUUAGCAGACCAAACGAAGAGUGCUGUCUCACCCCGUCUAUCUCAGCCUCCACAUCUAAUGAGCCAAUGUAUGGCAGAGAUCUACACCAAGCUGUAAACUGCAAUGAUGAAGAGGAGCUGAACAGAGUGUUGCAGUCAGGGACAGUAAACUUGAAUGUUUGUGACAGAUACAGAUUCACACCACUCAUGUAUGCUUCACAGAAAGGUUUUAUCAGGAUGGUCCAAAAACUGGUAGAACAUGGUGCUGAUAUUCACAUGAAGAAUGGUAGUGGUAAAGACGCUCUGAUGCUGGCCUGUUUUUCUGGUUAUUUGGAUAUUGUAAAGCAUCUGCGCAAGUCUGGGGCCUCGUGGGAGUCUCAGGACAUGAGUGGCUGCACUCCACUCCACUGGGCAGUAGACGGGGGCAACCUUUCUGUCAUAGCCUAUAUGAUUGAGGAUGGCUGUGAGCUGGAUGUGCGGGACACUGUGUCUCAGUGUACUCCCCUCAUGAGAGUAUCAGCAUUGAGCGGAAACACUGCCGUGGCUUCCAUGCUAAUCCAAGCUGGAGCUGAUGUCAACGUCCAAGAUAAAGAUGGAAAGACGCCACUUAUGUUAGCUGUGGUGAACCACCAUGAACAGCUGGUGAAGCUCCUACUAGAUAGUGGCGCUGACCGGAAUGUGAAAAAUGAGUUUGGAUCAAGUUUAUUAGAAAUGGCCAAAGCUUCUGGAAAAAAGAAUAUCAUCAACUUGUUGGAGGGAAGGCAGAUUGUUUAGAUUUGGCAU
This is a messenger RNA of Tachysurus fulvidraco (yellow catfish), 1201 nucleotides long. It is a transcript of the gene fank1, whose product is annotated as fibronectin type III and ankyrin repeat domains 1. Bases 182 to 1192 code for a protein of 336 amino acids. The record is from RefSeq and is a predicted model, not a curated record. The transcript has 11 exons. Lineage: Eukaryota; Metazoa; Chordata; Actinopteri; Siluriformes; Bagridae. Gene Ontology annotation, molecular function: protein binding. Gene Ontology annotation, biological process: regulation of apoptotic process. Gene Ontology annotation, cellular component: nucleus.